AUGUCACCGCACCACUUGCGCUUCCAACAGCCUCCCGGUGUGCGGGGACAUCGUCGUAGCGACGUUGACCACCGAGUUGCUAUUCGUAGCCCUCUUCUUGAUGAGUUUCGCAUGAACAGAAGCAAGAAGUGGGAGCUGAGGGACAUGAUGGGUCAUGUCGUUGAGUUCAGCGGCGACCAGCACGGCUCGCGGUUCAUCCAACAGAAGCUAGAGACGGCCACUAGUGAAGAGAGGCAACUUAUCUUCGAUGAAAUAGUUCCGCAGAAUGCAUUGCAACUCAUCCAGGAUGUAUUUGGUAACUAUGUCAUACAGAAGUUGUUUGAGCAUGGAACCCAGAUUCAGAAAACCAUCCUGGCCAGUACUAUGGAAGGUCACAUCUUACCAUUGUCGCUGCAGAUGUAUGGUUGUCGCGUGGUACAGAAGGCUGUUGAAUACAUUCUGCCUGAGCAGCAAAGCACAUUGGUACAGGAACUAGAGGCAAGUGUGAUCCGGUGCGUGAAAGAUGCCAACGGCAAUCAUGUGAUCCAGAAGCUCAUAGAGCGUGUUCCCCCAGAGCGUCUGGCCUUCCUGAAGGCUUUCAAAGGCAAUGUCUACGAUCUUGCAACGCAUCCAUACGGAUGUCGUGUCCUGCAACGGUGCUUUGAACACCUUCCGGAAGAGUACACUCGUCCGCUCAUCGAUGAGCUACACAAGCAUGUCAAUCAUCUCAUGCAGGAUCAGUUUGGUAAUUACGUCGUGCAAUUUGUCCUCGAACAUGGCAAGCCUGAGGACAGAGCCAUCGUGGUGUCGAAGCUUCGUGGUCAGAUGCUUCACAUGGCCCGGCAUAAAUUUGCAUCGAAUGUGUGCGAGAAAGCGCUGACUACAGCUGACCCCGAGAGUCGCCGGUUCCUCAUCGAAGAGAUCAUGACGCCGAGACAGGAUGGUGUGAGCCCGAUCCUCACCAUGAUGAAAGAUCAGUUCGCAAACUACGUCCUACAGCGAGCACUGUCUGUGGUGGAGGGAGAUCAGAGGGAGGCGUUGGCUGCCAAAGUCCGGCCCCAGCUCACGAAUAUGCGACGAUAUUCGAGCGCGUAUAGUAAGCACCUCGUAGCGAUAGAGCGCCUUCUUGAGAGGUGCUCUCCUUCUGCCUCCGGGGAAGUCACACCGAAGGAGAAUGCGGGGACGCCUACUAUGUCAGAAACACUCUCUUCAAGACAGAGCUAAUAAGCAGGACAUUUUCUACAUCUCGGUGGUAUAGUACUCGUAUAAUGGCUUUACUCUCGGACACUGCAUACCCUAUCCAUGCAUAUUGUGGUUUUCCUCUCCUUGCAGCCGCUCGUUCAUACAUAAUCUUUCUCUCUUUCAGACGUGCAUAUUGGAUGUCGGACUUGAUCACAGUGCUCUCUUGGAUAUGAUACCAUACAAUGCACAUCAUUUAGUCCUCGUAGUACAGUUGCAAGCGUUCUUCACUCGGAUUAGAUACCUUGGAGGACAUCCUCUAUUAAUGGCACAUCUCUCAGAAUCUA
Postia placenta MAD-698-R-SB12 is the source of this 1505-nucleotide messenger RNA. RefSeq lists its product as hypothetical. NCBI's taxonomy places the organism in Eukaryota, Fungi, Basidiomycota, Agaricomycetes, Polyporales, Adustoporiaceae. Gene Ontology annotation, cellular component: cytoplasm. Bases 1 to 1203 code for a protein of 400 amino acids. Gene Ontology annotation, biological process: nuclear-transcribed mRNA catabolic process, deadenylation-dependent decay. The record is from RefSeq and is a predicted model, not a curated record. The transcript has 8 exons. Gene Ontology annotation, molecular function: mRNA 3'-UTR binding.